This is a messenger RNA of Octodon degus (degu), 441 nucleotides long. RefSeq names its product heat shock factor binding protein 1 (gene Hsbp1). Bases 124 to 354 code for a protein of 76 amino acids. Gene Ontology annotation, cellular component: nucleus; cytosol. The transcript has 4 exons. Gene Ontology annotation, biological process: cellular heat acclimation. The record is from RefSeq and is a predicted model, not a curated record. NCBI's taxonomy places the organism in Eukaryota, Metazoa, Chordata, Mammalia, Rodentia, Octodontidae. Gene Ontology annotation, molecular function: transcription corepressor activity.
UGCCCUGCGGUCCCGCGAGUGUUCCGAGCCGUCAGGAGGAGCAGGGGCCGGGGGCCUUGGAGCGAACGAACGGAAGUGUGGGUGACUGUCAGAGACUUCGCCGCCAAGCUGGGAACCGGGGAGAUGGCCGAGACCGACCCCAAGACCAUGCAGGACCUCACCUCGGUGGUGCAGACCCUCUUGCAGCAGAUGCAGGAUAAAUUUCAGACGAUGUCUGACCAGAUCAUUGGAAGAAUCGAUGACAUGAGUAGUCGCAUUGACGAUCUGGAGAAAAACAUUGCAGACCUCAUGACGCAGGCUGGGGUCGAGGAACUGGAAGGUGAAAACAAGAUACCUGCCACACAGAAAAGUUGAAGGUUGCGGAUAAAUUGCACUGAAAUCUGGAACACCAUUUUCCAAGCCACGAGAAGACCAAAUGGCUUUCUGCAACCUACCACUAUG